CCCUGUCCCCUGGUCUGCUCUGUGCAUGCACCCGGAGCCCUCUGUGCCCACGCCGGUGAUGCCAUGUCCUGCAACCAUAGUGGAGGUGAUGUGGGAGGCUCUAGGCUCUGGAUAAAAAGCAGCUCUGGAGUUAAAGGCAGGGGCAGGGACCGUUACUACGGCAUGAAAGAUGUGGAGUCGGGUCGGGGCAACAGGGUGCUGUUGAACUCCAGUAGAGGGGACGGGCUGCUUCUCCUGGGCACCAGUGACACUGGCAGGGGCAGCAGUGUGGGACCGGGAGGGGGCUUGCAGGAGAGCCGCCGAGGGAAGCAGGGAGCUUGCAUGAGCUUAUUGGGGAAGCCGCUGUCGUACAACAGCAGCCAGAGCUGCCGGAGGAACGUGAAGUACCGGAGGCUGCAUAACUACCUGUGCAACGUGCUGGAGAGACCCCGGGGCUGGGCAUUUGUCUACCACGUCUUUGUAUUUAGCAACUGGACAGUCAAUGGUCAGUCUGCACUAUGCCUUCAUGAUUGGUAAAUCGACAGCAAGCGACAUCAUUCGGGAAACAUGCAGUGCCAUAUGGGAUGUCCUUCAUGCUGUUGUGAUGUCUAAACCAAACAAGGAUAAGUGGCAGAAAAUUGCCCACACAUUUUUACCAAACAUGCAAUUUUCCUAAUUGUGUGGGAGCGCUAGAUGGAAAGUAUAUCCACGUGAUAAAACCCAAGAGGAGUGGCAGUAGAUUUUUUUAUUAUAAGAAAUACUUUUCCGUUGUCCUUUUUGCCGUAUCUGAUGCCAACUACUGCUUCAGAUACAUAGAUGUUGGAUCGUAUGGAAGCAGCUUGGACUCUGCGGUAUUCACUCAUUCAAAAUUUGGACAAAUGUUGAAUACCAAUGCUCUGGACCUUCCGGGGAACAUCAAGCUGCCUGGCACCGCUGAUCCGGCUAUGCCUUUCGUAUUUGUAGGAGACGAGGCAUUUGCUCUGGGUGAGCAUCUUAUGAGGCCCUACUCAAGCCGAGCACUGUGCCUUGAGAAAAGGGUCUUUAAUUAUUGACUAACCAGAACUCGCAGGGUGGUGGAGUGUGCAUUUGGCAUAGUGUCAAACAAAUGGCGCUUUCUGCACUCUCCAAUCAAACUGAAAUUGGAGAACACCAUCUCUGCGGUUAAGGCAAUUUGUUGCCUUCACAAUUUUGUAUGACAAAGGGAUGGAUUCAAUUUUGCGGAUUCAUUGGUGCAUUGCAUGGAGUACAAAUUGAACCUGCGUCCGUGGUACCACACAUGGAGCCACCAUUAGGGACAAGUUUGCGGCCUAUUUCAUAUCACCGGAGGGGAAGAUGCCAUGGCAAUUGCAAGCUAUACAAGCUUGAUUAUUAUAAUAAAGACUUUGCCUUCUCUUUGU
Bufo gargarizans (Asiatic toad) is the source of this 1376-nucleotide messenger RNA. RefSeq names its product potassium voltage-gated channel subfamily KQT member 5-like. Gene Ontology annotation, cellular component: membrane. The record is from RefSeq and is a predicted model, not a curated record. Gene Ontology annotation, molecular function: voltage-gated potassium channel activity. The transcript is spliced from 2 exons. Gene Ontology annotation, biological process: potassium ion transport. Bases 64 to 516 code for a protein of 150 amino acids. NCBI's taxonomy places the organism in Eukaryota, Metazoa, Chordata, Amphibia, Anura, Bufonidae.